This is a messenger RNA of Eurypyga helias (sunbittern), 903 nucleotides long. Its product is annotated as hexokinase-1-like. The record is from RefSeq and is a predicted model, not a curated record. Gene Ontology annotation, cellular component: mitochondrion; cytosol. Gene Ontology annotation, biological process: glucose 6-phosphate metabolic process; glycolytic process; intracellular glucose homeostasis. The annotation marks the transcript as partial. The transcript has 6 exons. Gene Ontology annotation, molecular function: D-glucose binding; ATP binding; glucokinase activity. Lineage: Eukaryota; Metazoa; Chordata; Aves; Eurypygiformes; Eurypygidae.
CUGUUUGAUCACAUCGUUACCUGCAUUUCUGACUUCCUGGAUUAUAUGGGAAUAAAAGGCGCCCGUCUUCCUCUUGGCUUCACGUUUUCCUUCCCUUGCAAGCAGACCAGUCUGGAUGCUGGUAUCCUUCUCAACUGGACAAAAGGCUUCAAAGCUACAGACUGUGAGGGAGAAGAUGUGGUGUAUUUGCUUAGAGAAGGAAUUAAAAGAAGAGAGGAGUUUGACUUGGAUGUAGUGGCCGUGGUGAAUGAUACAGUGGGCACAAUGAUGACUUGUGCUUAUGAAGACCCAAACUGUGAAAUCGGACUCAUUGUGGGAACUGGCAGCAAUGCCUGCUACAUGGAAGAGAUGAGGAACAUAGAGAUGGUGGAUGGUGAGCAAGGCCGGAUGUGCGUGAACACUGAGUGGGGAGCGUUUGGGGAUAACGGAUGCCUGGAUGACAUCAGGACAAUAUAUGACAAAGCAGUUGAUGACUAUUCACUAAAUGCUGGAAAGCAAAGGUACGAGAAAAUGAUCAGUGGGAUGUACCUGGGGGAGAUCGUCCGCAACAUUCUCAUCGACUUCACCAAACGGGGGUUCCUGUUCCGAGGCCAGAUUUCGGAGACGCUGAAGACCAGGCAUAUCUUUGAAACCAAGUUCCUCUCUCAGAUUGAGAGUGACAGGCUGGCCUUGCUGCAGGUGCGAGCCAUCCUCCAGCAGCUUGGGCUCAACAGCACCUGCGACGACAGUAUCAUUGUCAAGACGGUGUGCGGCGCAGUGUCGAGGCGAGCAGCUCAGUUGUGCGGCGCUGGAAUGGCUGCGGUUGUAGAUAAAAUUAGGGAGAACAGAGGGUUAGAGCACCUGGAGAUAACAGUUGGUGUGGAUGGGACUCUCUACAAACUACAUCCACAGUGAGUAUUCACC